This is a messenger RNA of Pangasianodon hypophthalmus (striped catfish), 3154 nucleotides long. RefSeq names its product kelch-like protein 9. The transcript has 8 exons. NCBI's taxonomy places the organism in Eukaryota, Metazoa, Chordata, Actinopteri, Siluriformes, Pangasiidae. Gene Ontology annotation, biological process: protein ubiquitination; regulation of cytokinesis. Gene Ontology annotation, molecular function: cullin family protein binding; ubiquitin-protein transferase activity. Bases 665 to 2749 code for a protein of 694 amino acids. The record is from RefSeq and is a predicted model, not a curated record. Gene Ontology annotation, cellular component: Cul3-RING ubiquitin ligase complex.
UUCUAUCAUGUCAAAUCCAUGAUGAUAUUAUGAGUAUAGGUAUAGCUCAGAUAAAUGUGGUGCAUGACACCGUUCUUCUUACACAGCUAUUUAAAGUAAACUGUAGACUUUGGUGUGGUCUGCUACUCUUUGCACCGUUAAAAAAGAUUCACUUCAGCACUAAAGGCAAGAGAUCAAAGAAUAGGGAAACACCACUAUAAGGUACGAGACAAAGGAAUUAGAUGGUGAGCGUGGAGGUAUAAAUACACACACAUAAAUGGAUAGUAUGUACAGGAUCACUCUUCCUGCUUCAUCGCUGUGUAUGAAUUUACCCCUUAAUGUCAGUAUAGAGAACUGCUAAAAGUGACCUCUUGAGAAAUACAACAUUAAAAAGAGGAAGAAAAGAUAUUGCAUGUGUCUGUGUGAGAGAAAAACGUAGACAAAAAACUAAGAAAAGAGAAGUGACACAGGAAGUUGAGUGGCUUGUGGUAAACAGCUCAUAGCAGUAGCAGUGAGAUGCUUAGUGCUGUGAUGUACAGAAGACCUUGAACCUUGACAACAUAUCAGUGUUCGACACUCAGCUCUGUGCAAGUGUUUUCAGUGUGAUCCCAGAACAACAUUUAAACAUUCUUUUGCCUGUCACGAAUACUGUGAGAAGUGACUGAAUUAUUUUAACUUCACAAACAUGGGAAACAGUGGAGAGGAGGGAAAACUGCACAGAAAACUGUCUCGCAUAGGGAGCAGGAGUCAGAGAGAACCACCAAGACCUCCACCUCAAGCGGAAAGGCCUCCACCUGCCACCCCACCCAGGCAACCUGAGCCUGCUCCAAAACCUCCAGAGGCGGCUGCAAAACCUUUAGAGCCUGCUCCCAAACAGCAAAUGGUCUCUCCAAAGCCCCCUGACCCCUGCUUAAAGCCUAGUAUUCCUCCCAAACCUCACAUACAGGUGUUCAAUAGCACAGAGCAUGGAAAUGCCAUACUCAAGGGUCUGGAUAAUUUUCGCUGUGACAGAGCCUUGUGUGAUGUCACUCUGGUGCCUGGCGAUAGCACUGAAACCUUUCCAGUUCACAGAGUGAUCAUGGCUUCAGCCAGUGACUACUUCAAGGCCAUGUUCACAGGUGGAAUGAAAGAACAGGAGCUGGCUGAAAUUAAACUACAUGGUGUGAGCAGCACAGGCCUGAAGAACAUUAUUGAGUUUAUUUAUACCUCUCAGCUAAGUCUGAACUUAGUCACCCUCCAGGACACUCUGGAGGCUGCCAGUUUCCUCCAGGUGCUUCCAGUUCUCAACUUCUGCAAUCAGCUACUUAGCAGUGAGGUCACAAUAGAAAACUGCGCAGAAGUUGAGCGCAUUGCUAAUGAUCUUCUCCUGGAGGAUGUCCAGACCCACAUACACAACUUUGUCUGUGAGAAUUUCUCAGCUCUAGUGCAGAGUGAUCGUUUUCUGCAGCUUUCUGAGGCCAGCAUUGCGUAUGCCCUAUCAAGUGAUUCACUGAAAGGAUUCUCAGAGAUGGAGCUCUAUCGCACUGCCCGUGCUUGGCUGGCACAUAAACCCAGCGAACGCCGGCCCGCAGCCUACUCCUUGAUGCGCCACGUUCGCUUCCCCCUGAUGAGCCCUGCUGAACUCCUACAGAUAUCUCAGGAGGACCAGAUUGAUGAGACAAGUGAUGAGGAAAAAGACGGCAAGGAGCCAUUCAUGCGUUCUGACACAGCUUGCGUGAACCUACUCCUGGAGGCUAGCAACUACCAGAUGCUGCCGUUCCUUCAGCCAUCACUCCAGACCGAGAGGACUCGCAUUCGUUCAGACACAACACACCUUCUGGCUCUGGGUGGGGUGAUGAGGCAACAGUUGGUGGUGAGCAGGGAGCUUAGGCUGUAUGAUGAAGAAGGAGGAGGCACCUGGAGGGCCCUCCAGCCAAUGGAAGUGCCUCGCUACCAGCAUGGAGUGGCUCUUUUAGGGGGCUUCCUUUACAUUGUAGGAGGGCAGAGCACUUAUGACACAAAGGGUAAGACAGCAGUGGACAGUGCGUACAGGUACGACCCUCGUUUUGACCGCUGGUUGCAGGUGGCCUCCCUGAAUGAGAAGCGGACAUUCUUCCAUCUGAGUGCCCUGAAAGGGAAGCUCUAUGCUGCUGGGGGGAGAAACGCCACUGGCGAGAUUGACACGGUGGAGUGUUAUAACCUGAGCAAGAAUGAGUGGACCUUUGUUGCGCCCAUGAGUGAGCCUCAUUAUGGCCAUGCUGGUACAGUACAUGGAGGACUAAUGUAUGUGUCAGGGGGAAUAACGAGAGAUGCUUUCCAGAAAGAGUUGUCUUGUUAUGACCCACACACAGACUUGUGGAGUCGUCGUGCAGACAUGAUGGAGCUCCGUGGACUCCACUGCAUGUGUACUGUAGGAGACCGACUCUAUGUUAUGGGUGGAAACCACUUCCGUGGAACAAAUGACUAUGAUGAUGUCCUCACUUGUGAAUACUACACUCCUGAUAUUGACCAGUGGACAGUGGUGGCUCCAAUGCCCCGCGGUCAGAGUGAUGUUGGUGUGGCCGUGUUUAAAGGCAGAAUCUACGUGGUCGGAGGCUACUCUUGGAACAGUCGUUGUAUGGUGGACAUUGUGCAGUGUUAUGACCCUGAAAAGGAUGAGUGGGAGAGGGUCUUUAAUGUGUUGGAGCCUUUAGGUGGUAUACGUGCUUGCACCAUGACUGUACAUCGUCCAAGUGGGUCUGUAGAUGAAGCACAAAUACAGGAAUGUCCGCUCCAAACAACUAAGAGCUGAGGAACAGAGGAAAAAUGUUUUUACAUGUCUGAGUCAUACACAACAAUACUAUAUAUAUAUAUAUAUUUUUUUAUUUGAAUGGAAUGAACAGCAUAUGAUAUAUACAUAACGCUUACUUACAUAAUGUGGCUCUAUGAAAUGAAUCCCAGCUUAUUUGAUUCGUGUGGACUUUUUCAUAUGGACACUUUCUUUUGUACCUACUACUGAUCAGGAGUACAAUAUGGACAAUGAGUUUUGAGGAACAAGCUUGAAACUGUGAAUAUUGUUUAUGUGCAUUGUGUGUAUUAAGUUACUUUUUUUACUCUUUGUGUACCAUUAACAAAACAAGACCUGCUUUAUAUACAAUCUCUUUCAGAACUAUAUUUCAGUAAAGUAUAAUGGAAUAAAUACCUCAAAUAUCUCAAA